Racocetra persica is the source of this 392-nucleotide messenger RNA. NCBI's taxonomy places the organism in Eukaryota, Fungi, Glomeromycota, Glomeromycetes, Diversisporales, Gigasporaceae. The record is from the annotation of a GenBank genome assembly.
CUGACAAAUGUUCUUACUAUAAAGCUAUUCAUUCUGGAGGAAAACUUGAAAAUAUUAACUGGUCCAAUACCAAAUGCCCUGCUGCCGGAAAAUGUUCAUAUUUUGAAGAUAUUAAGAAAAGAGCUGAAGCUAAUGAUGGGAAUUUGCCAUCAAUCGAGGAAGGUUGUCCCUAUGCUGAAAAUUGUCCAUAUGCUAAACGUGACAAAUAUUCCAAGGACGGUAAUUAUUCAAAAUGUCCUUAUUUGAGCAAUGAUAUAAAAGGUUGCCCCUAUUUAAGUAGUGAAGGGAAAGACGAUAAGGAUGCCGCUACCAAAUGUCCACACUUCCAAAAAUUGAAAGAGAAGAAAGAAGCUGCGGAGGCGUUGGCAGCUAAAACUAAGGACGAAUUAUAA